CCGUUCGGUUAGAACUUAGCUUCUCUUACGAAUUAGAAAGGAUCUAUCAGAAACUCCGAGGGGCAGCUGUAACUGGGAAAGAAAUCACAAAACAGAAGACAGAUAUUUAUGAACUGUGUGCAAGGGGAAGGUCUAAAAAAACUCAAUGCGUAGAGCUUGGCUGCUUCAAAAGCUUCCGUAUCUGCGUAGCCGCUUCAUUUCGGCACAACGCUUUGUUGCUCUACCUCUCUAAUCCACAAACGAUUAGAGAACACCUGAGGAAUUGCCUUACGGGCAAGGUGGGACGGUGCUGCCUCGUGAGCGCCCAACGUGCGCGCUCCCUCCACAUCACUGACAACUCAAUUAAUUCCGCUGCUCCACGAGACAGACAUGGUCCACGGAACGCGCGCCAGCUGCGAAGAAAAGCUCCGAAUAUGCAGGCUGAUAAGCACCAAAUGACAUCAACCACGCGUCGUAAUAUUUAACUCGCCUGGAUCUGAGACUGAAUUUUGGGCGAUCGCUCUGCUGCGCACUGGAGCGACUCUUUAACAAGUGCAGCCAGCAGUCGGUCCGUGCUUGCAGACUGCCGCACUCAGUGGUCGGCGGACGCACGUUGUAAGAUGAGGCUGGGAAGCAUCAUUUUAUUCGUCGCUCUCUGUUCUUUUACAGCUUAUUAUGUUUAUGAACCAAUUCCCGAAAGGAUAGAGGAGAGAUGGAAACUCAUGCUGACCAACUCUUUUUUCAGAACUCUCAGUCACCUGGCAGACCUUUGCGAGUCAGUGGGUCUGAAGGACUACAUGGAUGUAAUGUAUGUCAUUACUGUAAUAGAAAGGAUCGUACCUGUGUCUGAUGAGCACGUCAAAGUGACAGAAGAAAAGUUUGACGGGGUGGAGGUGGUGGUCUACCAGCCAAAGCACCAGGACAGAGACGCUGAUCUGAGGAGAGCUGUCAUUUACCUGCAUGGGGGAGGAUGGUGUCUGGGGAGUUCCCGAAUGAGUCCGUAUGAUCUGCUGGCCAGAAAGAUUGUCACUGAGCUAGACGCUGUUGUUCUCUCUGUUGAGUAUCGCCUUGCUCCUGCUCACCACUUCCCUGUCCCAUAUGAGGACGUGUACCGCGUGGUCAAGCAUUUCCUCCAGAAGGGGGUGCUCGCCCAGUACUCCGUGGACCCAGAGCGUGUUGCUGUGUCCGGGGAUAGUGCUGGAGGGAACCUUGCAGCUGCAGUCUCCCAGCAGCUGCAAAAAGAGCCUGGCCAGCAGAUCAAGUUGAGGGCUCAGGCACUCCUUUACCCCGUGCUGCAGGCUUUGGACCUCAAAACGCCUUCAUAUCAGCAGAAUCAAGACAUGCCCAUACUGCCACGCACUCUCAUGGUGCGGUUCUGGAGUGAGUAUUUCACUAGCAACAAAGCGUUCUUCAGAGCCAUGAUGGCCAAUGCACACAACAGCCCAGAGUCCUCCAGGCUGCUGAAGUUUGUGAACUGGAGCGCCUUUCUUCCAGAAUCGUAUCACAAAGAAUACAACUACACCGCUCCCGCUGUAACGCAGGGAGUCGAUGAGGAGGUAUUUGGGAUGGAUGGACCUUCUCAGUCAUUGGCCGACCCGAGGGCGUCGCCUUUGCUCGUCCCGGAUGCAGACUUGCACUCUCUACCCAAGGCCUACAUUCUGACGUGCGAGUAUGAUGUUCUCAGAGAUGAUGGGAUCAUGUACGCUACACGACUGCGGGCGGCGGGCGUUGAAGUGACACACCAGCAUUAUGACACAGGAUUUCAUGGAGCACUGAUGUUCACCGUGUGGCCCACUGACUUUCUUAUUGCAUGUCGCAUGACAGACAACUAUAUUAAAUGGCUGAAGGAAAAUUUGUAAAGAAAAAAAAAACUCCUGACUAUAUGGGAGGGUAUUCCAGUUUUUUUUUUCCACACAAUGCACUAAUGUUUGGGUAAAACCUUUCUCAUUGGGUUUUUAACUUUUGGUGGUGCACUUCUUUGGUCAACACUAUUUCUGUGCAAAUUUGAUUUGA
Molecule: messenger RNA, 1992 nt
Organism: Fundulus heteroclitus (mummichog)
Lineage: Eukaryota; Metazoa; Chordata; Actinopteri; Cyprinodontiformes; Fundulidae
Gene: aadac
Product: arylacetamide deacetylase
Exons: 5
Coding region: 600-1838 (412 amino acids)
Cellular component (GO): membrane
Molecular function (GO): carboxylic ester hydrolase activity
Source: RefSeq, a predicted model, not a curated record